Culicoides brevitarsis is the source of this 595-nucleotide messenger RNA. It is a transcript of the gene Sbat, whose product is annotated as N-alpha-acetyltransferase 38, NatC auxiliary subunit. Bases 95 to 475 code for a protein of 126 amino acids. Gene Ontology annotation, cellular component: NatC complex. The record is from RefSeq and is a predicted model, not a curated record. The transcript has 2 exons. Lineage: Eukaryota; Metazoa; Arthropoda; Insecta; Diptera; Ceratopogonidae.
UGUUCAAAAAUAAAACAUAAAAUUUGAGGAACGCACAUCGAUUUAACCAAAAAUUCCUCAAAAAAAUAAUUUUUUCUGCUCAAAACUGCCAAAAAUGAGUUCCCAAGUGAGUUUGAGCUCCGAUGAAGUCGACGAUCGUUGUGUGGAACCAAGACAAGCAAAUCAAACCGAAGAAAAGAAACCUCUAACCCCGGGACGCGAAAAACUCCAAUCGUGGCUCGAUAAAAGUCUCAGAAUUGUGAUGACAGACUCCAGAAUCCUUGUGGGCGACUUUCUUUGCACCGAUCGAGCUGGAAAUGUAAUUCUUGGAAUGUGCUACGAAUACACAGAUGAGGCGGCGGAAGGCAGAUAUUUGGGUUCCGUGAUGGUUCCUGGGAAGCACAUCGUAAAAAUGGAAGUAGAUACGUCGGGAAAAGCUCCGAGUUAUCGUGCCAGCAAUAAAAUGGCUUAUGAUCAACAACAACAAAUUAAUUAAAAUUAAUAUUUAUUUUUUUUAAAUAGUAAUUUUUCGUGUUUUCUACGUUUUUUUCGACUUUUAACGACGUUUUUUAUUUUUUAAGGAUAAGUAACUAAUAAAAAAAUAGCAAGCAGCGUU